Molecule: messenger RNA, 2111 nt
Organism: Chaetomium strumarium
Lineage: Eukaryota; Fungi; Ascomycota; Sordariomycetes; Sordariales; Chaetomiaceae
Product: LETM1-like protein-domain-containing protein
Exons: 1
Coding region: 53-1687 (544 amino acids)
Biological process (GO): intracellular monoatomic cation homeostasis
Cellular component (GO): mitochondrial inner membrane
Molecular function (GO): ribosome binding
Source: RefSeq, a predicted model, not a curated record
CGUCAACCCCUUCCUUGGCACUAGUGGGUUCUCUGCGUUUCUCUGCGUUUUGAUGUUGGUAGACUCAGCUCAAUUGCUAAUGGUUCCUUGCGUAGACCGUGCACUGCCCAGAUCUGCUCUCCUUGCUACGUCGAUCCAUCUUGCACGCAAUGCCCAGCAUUUGGGCCCGGCUUCUGCCCUCCUGAUCCCAAUCCGCACCCUCACCACGGAGACGACGACCCAUGGUCCCCCGGGAGGUCCGCCGCCAGGAUUCAAUCCGGAGCAAGCUAAGAAACCGCUUCCCAAGGAACCUGCCAGUGCGAAGCCGGAAGCGAAGUUGGCCGAGAAGCCCAAGGCAAAUGAGACCGAAGUGAAAGCGGCGACGAAGGGCGCCUCGGCCGACACAGAGGCCUCGCUCACAGCGCUCGCCGCCGAGAAGCAAGCAGCCGUGGAGAAGACAGAGGGCAAGAAGGAGGAGAAGAAGUUGACCAUCGGGCAGAAAAUCAAGAAAGAGAUCCAGCACUACUGGGAUGGCACCAAACUGUUGGCCGCCGAGGUCAGAAUUAGCUCGCGAUUAGCGCUCAAGAUGGCUGCCGGGUACGAGCUCACGCGCAGAGAAAGUCGGCAGCUCCAGCGCACUGUCCAGGAUCUCGGCCGGCUGGUCCCCUUCUCCGUCUUCGUCAUCGUGCCAUUCGCCGAGCUGCUGCUCCCGGUUGCGCUCAAGCUCUUCCCCAACCUGCUGCCCAGCACGUACGAGGGCCAGAAAACCAAGGACCAGAAGGCUUCGACGCUACGGGCCACGCGCAAGGAGGUUAGCGACUUCCUUCGCCAGACCCUGAGGGAGACGGGCCUUCCCUUGACGCAGGCGACGGCCCAAAGGGAGGAGUUUACCAACUUCUUCCGGAAGCUCCGCUCCACCGGAGAGAAGCCAACAGCCGAAGAUGUCAUCAAGGUGUGCAAGAUAUUCAGGGACGACCUUACCCUCGACAACCUGUCGCGGCCACAACUUGUGUCGAUGUGCCGGUAUUUGAACCUCAACACUUUUGGUACCGACAUGAUGCUUCGGUACCAGAUCCGCCACCGCAUGCGGCAGAUCAAGCGCGACGACCGCGCCAUCAGCUACGAGGGCGUCGACAGUCUUUCGGUAUCCGAGCUCCAGACGGCCUGUGCCAGCCGCGGCAUCAAGAGCUACGGUGUAUCGCCCGCUAGGCUGCGUGAGGACCUCCAGACCUGGCUUGACCUGCGGCUCCGCGACGGUGUGCCGUCGACCUUACUGGUGCUCAGCAACGCCUACAUGUACGGCCAGACACAGACUGAGGAGGGCAUGGCCAGCCAGAUCGAGGCGCUGACGGGAGUCCUGUCGUCCAUCCCGGAGGAGCUCUUCCAUGAGAUUGAGCUCGAAGUGCACAACGCCGAGGGCGCCGCCACGAACAAGCAGAGACUUGAGGUGCUCAAAGAGCAGCAAGAGCUGAUCGACGAGGAGCUCGAGCAGAACGAGGAGAACCAAGCGACAGGCUUUGCCACGCCAAGAGAUACAGAGGACAUCGACGAGAAGGAGGAGCGACAAGCGCACGCCGAGUCGGACGGCACCAUUGAGAAGGCGCAAGUUGGCGAAGCGCUGGAUGCCGAGAAGGACAUGCUUGCCGCCUCGAGGGCAGAGCAGCAACGGGAGGCGGAGGCGGCGCAACCCAAAUCCAGCGACAAGUGAGAGCUGGGAGCAGGGCUGCCGUGUAACAAUAGCCAUUCGUGCCAUGGGGGGCCCCACGUUCUUUGACUUUCUUCGUGUACCAUGUUUUGAGUAGGUCGCUUGACAGACUCAUAGGAUCAGUGGGUAUACAUUAGACUCCGCUAAGGGCUAAAGCUGCGCGAGUCGCUUGGGAGUUUGGCUUUGACUUCGAUGGACAACCCUUCUUUCGUCGUAAGGGGUGGGAACUCCGGAUAUAGACCUCAUCUCACUAUAGAUAUUGCUGGUAAAGGCGCUACGCAUCUCAACGCGAUCUGAGCGUUGUCUUGUCUCUGCAAACGGGUUGUUAGUGCAAUAAAGUCCCAGACCCGGUUGAAGGCUGGGGAACCUGGUGAUCAGGCACCCUGAGGAACCUCGUGCACUAACAGCCAAGCCUGCCAUGACCCAC